Molecule: messenger RNA, 7722 nt
Organism: Gadus macrocephalus (Pacific cod)
Lineage: Eukaryota; Metazoa; Chordata; Actinopteri; Gadiformes; Gadidae
Gene: crocc2
Product: ciliary rootlet coiled-coil, rootletin family member 2
Source: RefSeq, a predicted model, not a curated record
AGUCCGCCUCCCUCUGUGUGUUUCUCCAUCGCCACGGCGACCGGACAAGCCCAGCAUUCCGUUUCCAUGGCGACGGCCCGGGCAGCGUCUAGUUUCCAUGGUAACCUUGAUUGGCGGUUGACCGGAAUAGAAGUCUAGACCGGUCUCUGAAGUUACGGUUUUUAAAUCAGUGCAUCGGGUUAGUUUAGUUACCAUCCCAAAACAAGUUAAUACUACAUGUCAUACUAAAGCAGGUCGUUAAUCACCGCAGCGAUGAGCUUUCCUCACAACUCUUCUCACCAUUCGCCCAGACUGGAUUCUGUGAUUCAGAAGUUGGAGUUUUCUAUGCUCAACGCGGACGGCUGCCCUGAAGAGGUGAACUAUGGACGUGUACUCACUGGGGACAGUGUGGACACGCCCACGCCCACCGCCGUGUGUUCGCGCAUGCGCCAGAUCGUCACCCGCAGCCUGGCGGAGCCGCCACGUGGGGAGCCCUCUGAAGGGGGUCUGACACGGAGAGACCCCCGGUCCCAGCUGGAGGACUGGACCCCCAGUCCCACCUACCGGGACCCCCUUCAGCUGGAGCAGAUGCUUACCUCGCAGAGUGCUGCGGACUCAGACCAGGAGAGUUGUGGCGGGGAGCGGCAGCAGGCGAGGGCCGUGGAGCGGGCCUACCAGCUCAAGCUGCAGGCCUGCCAGGAGGGCCAGCAGAGGCAGGCCCAGCUGGUCCACAGGCUGCAGAACAAGGUGCUUCAGUACAAGAGGCGAUGUGGAGAUCUGGAGGAACAAGUUCUGGAGAAAACAUCAGAGUCUGAGAAGCUCAGGCUGUCUCUCCAGACCCACCUGGACUCCACCCAGCGUCUGCAGCGGGCGGAGCAGGACCUCCACGCCGCCGUCCAGUCCAAAGACCAGCAGCUGGGCGAGGAGCGCAAGAGGUGUGCCAGCCUCAGCCAGGUGAUCCUGCUCAGGGAACAGCUGGAGCGGGCCGCCGCGGCCAACCAGGACCUGAGCUCCACCAACCAGGAGCUGGCCUCCACCAACCAGGACCUGGCCUCCACCAACCAGGACCUGGCCCAGAGCCUGGAGAGGGCCCGCCACGACGCAGAGCUCAGCGGCUCCCGGCUCCGCCUGGAGCAGGAGACGUGUGUCUCCCAGCUGGGCCGCGAGCAGGCCCGCGUCAGGGCCCUGUGGCGCCAGUCGGCCUCCCUGAGGACCGCCUUCACCCAGCUCAGGGCCUUCACUGACAGGGCGCUGGCGGACAUGCGCGUGGACUGCGUGGCGACCGGCCGUCAGCUGAAGCAGUCCGUGGCCUCCCUGGGGGCCCGGGCCCUCCAGGACAGUGCCUCCAGUGGCGUGGAGCUGACGGCGCUGCAGGCGCAGCUCAGGGAGAAGCUGAGGGAAGCCAUGCAGCUCCAGGGCCGCUGGGACGCCGAGAAAGUAGAGCUCAACUCCAGGAUCGUGGAGCUGACGGACAUGGUGCAGCAGCGGCGCAGUGAGAGCAGUGAGAAGGACCGCAGCCUGGCCGCCCUGCAGCUCAGCCUGGACCGCAUGAAGUCCAGCAGGUCAGACGAGGGGGGUGAGAUGGAGGCCCUCCGCGCUGAGGUCACUGAGCUGCAGCACACUCUGCGCCAGGUUCAGCAGAUGGUGGGUGGUGAAGGUGACGGCAGUGAGUCAUCGUCUCCCCAGAAGACCGCCACCCUGAAGAGCCUGCAGAGAACCCUGAGCCGACACCAGACACUCUCCCAGGAGCUGCGGGGGCGUCUGGACGGAGCGCUGGAGCAGGUGGGGGUGCUGCGGGGGCAGCUGCAGGAGGAGCAGGCCGAGAGGAGGAGGCAGGAGCAGGAGAGCAGGAGCAGCCUGGAGGAGAGCCAGAGGGAGGGCAGACGCUGCUGCUCCUCACUGGAGCGGCUCACCAGGGAGAAGGUCGGUGUGGAGGAGGUGCUGCUGGCCGUAAAGCAGGAGCUGGAGGAGCUGAGGAGCUCGUCUCUGGAGCUCCAGAGUCAGAGAGACCGCUUGGAGAGACGGCUGGCCUACCAGCACACAGAGACCGAGAGAGGUGAGAGGAGCGUGGAGCAGUUGGAGGAGAAGCAGUCUGAGCUGCGCAGGGAGCUGGUGGGUCUGAAGGAGGUGCUGAGUCAGGUGACCCUGCAGAAGGAGGUGCUGGAGGAGGAGAAGACCAGCCUCUCUGUGGCCCUCACCAGGGCGGAGGUGCUGCAGGCGGACCAGGAGCUGUCUCUGGGCCGGCUCCAGAAGCAGGAAGCUGCUCUGAGGGACUCUCUGGCCAAGAUGGGUGCCCUGAGCGAGGGCCUGGCCAGCGACAAGGUGGAGCUGACCCGGCUGCUGCUGCAGGUGGAGGGGGAGAAGGCGGAGCUUGGCGAGCGCCGUCGGGAGGCGGAGUCUGAGCGCGCAGCCUCGCGGGGGGAGGGGGCCCGCCUGCAGCAGCAGCUGGGGGACCUGGGGGCCGAGAGGCGGGCCCUGGAGGCCUCCCAGGGCCUCCUGGGGGAGGAGGUGGGCGCGCUACAGAGGGAGAACGCCCAGCUCCUGGAGCAGCACGCGCAGGUCAGCCGGAGACUCCAGGGGGCGCUGGAGGAGCUGGCAGCCAGCCGGAGGGAGGCGGAGGACCAGGCCUGUGCCCUGAGGAGAGGCUGCGGCGAGCGGGAGGAGCAGGUCAAGACCAGGGCCGCCCUGGAGGUCCAGCUCAGCUCCACCGAGCGCAGGGCCUGGGGCCUCACCCAGGACCUGGCCGCCGUCAGGGCGGAGAAGGAGUCCCUGGCGGCCGCCCUGUUGGAGAGCCAGGAGCUGGCCUCCUCUCUGGAGGAGGAGCAGGAGGGGAUGGAGGAGGAGAGGCGUGGUCUGCUGCAAGCCAAGGAGGCCCUGUCGCGUGAGUGGGAGCGCAGCACCUCCUCCUCCUUCAAGGUCCCCUCCACCUCCCCGACCACAUCUGGGAGCCCCCCAUCCGGGGCCCCUGGCCCCCCUCCAGCCUGUCCCCUGGGACCCCGUGUGUUCCAGCUGGGAGCCCCCCAUCCGGGGCCCCUGGCCCCCCACCAGCCUGGCUCCUGGGACCCCGUGUGCUCCAGCUGGGAGCUCCGGCAGCAGCAGCAGCAGCUGUCCGGCACUCUGUCAGCUGAGCAGGGUGUCUGGUGUGUGGUGGUCACGGACCCCGGUCCCCCCGUGGUUCUGCCAGCCCGCCGUGAGGUGGGCCGGCUGCAGGCGGAGGCCCAGCGGCAGGCGGUGCAGGCGGGGGUGGAGAGGGAGGGCCUGGAGCAGCGGCUGGUGCAGGUGGAGCGGAGCCAGCAGCUGAGCCUGAGCAGCAGGGACCAGGCCCACCGGGAUCAGCUCCACGCCCAGCGGGCCCACGCGGAGCGGCAGCACGCGGCCCUCCAGGUGGCCGCGCUGCAGGCCCAGAGGGAGCACGGCGAGCUGGAGCAGCAGCGGCAGGCGGAGGAGCUGCGGGCGCGGGGCCAGGAGGUGCUGCAGCAGGAGGUCAGCCGACUGACGCAGGAGCACCAGCAGAGCCUGCUGACCGCCCAGAGCCAGAGCACACAGGCUCUGCUCCAGAAGGAGGGGGAGAAGGCGGUGCUGGUGGAGCGGCUGCAGGGGCUCCAGCAGGACCUGGUGUCCGCCGGCCUGGACCUGCAGCGCACCAGGAGAGAGGCCCAGAGCCGGCUGGACCAAGACAAGGACUCCCUGGCGCUGCUGCAUGGGGAGCUGCAGCAGCUACAGACGCGCCUCCUGGAGUCUCAGAGCAGUCAGGAGAACGAGAAGCUCACCCUGACGGAGCAGGUCAGAGAGCUGGGCCAGCAGAGGGGCCAGCUCCACCAGGAGGUGCAGGUGGUCCGCCGGGCGCUGCAGCAGGCGGAGGACCAGCGGGAGGCGGGGCGCGGCGAGCUGCAGGAGGCCCGCCGCCUGCACCGGGAGGCCCUCCAGGACCGGGACGAGCAGCGCCAGGAGGCCCAGGACACCAGGAGGCUCCUGGGGGACCAGAGGGAGGAGAGGGAGGCCCUCCACGCCUCCAACCAGGAGCUGAGGGCCGCCGUGAAGAGGGCCGAGAGCGACAACAGCAGUCUGCGGCGUGCGGGGGAGGAGGCGGAGCAGAGUGUGUGUGUGCUGGAGGAGGGCAGGAGGUCUCUUCAGGAGGAGGCCUCCACCCUGCGCUCCACCCUGAGGCAGCUGGAGAAGGCCCGCAUGCAGGUCCGCCGCGAGCUGCAGGAGCUGCGCCGACAGGUGAAGGUGCUGGAGGGGGAGGGCCGGCAGCAGAAGGAGGAGCUGCAGGAGGUGCACGGCCGGCUGUCCCGGGAGGAGCAGAAGGAGGAGGAGGCGCGGCGGGAGGCGUUCACUCUGAAGCAGAGGGUGGUGGAGUGCGAAGCGGGUAGAGAGGCGGCCCUGAAGGAGUGCGCUGGCUUCCAGCGGCGUGUCGGUGAGCUGGAGGCGGCGGAGCGGCAGGUCAGGGAGUCCCUCCAGGAGAAGGAGGCGGGGCUCCAGGACUCGGAGCGGCGGCGCCGGGAGGCGGGCCAGCAGCUGGAGCGCGCGGCGGAGGCGGCGGAGGCCCGGGCCCGGGAGCUGGCGCUGGGGGCCGGCCUGGCCGAGGGCCGCGCCCGGGGCCUGGAGGACCAGCUGGGCCUGGCCGAGGCCGCCCGGCGGGAGGCGGACCUGAGGCUGAGGGCCCUGUGGUCCGCGGUGCGCUGCGGCCUGGGCCUGGGGGGCCGGGCCGGGCCGGCCCGCAGCCAGGGGGCCCGCAGAGGACGGUCCCCCUCCCCGUGGAGGAGCUACCCUCCGGCCCCACCGUUUGUGUGUGUGUGUGUGUGUGUGUGUGUGUGUGUGUGUGUGUGUGUGUGUGUGUGUGUGUGUGUGUGUCUGUGUGUGUGUCUGUGUCUGUGUCUGUGUCUGUGUCUGUGUGUGUGUGUGUGUGUGUGUGUGUGUGUGUGUGUGUGUGUCUCAGGGGCAGAAGGGGUCCCAGACAGCCCGGGCUCCUCGUCGCCGGGCUCUGAGGACCAGGAGGUGGGCGUGGAGGGGGUACAGGGCGCCCUGCGAGCGCUCCACCAGGAGCUCCGGGACACCCAGAGAGACAGGGACGAGGCGACGUCCCAGACCUCCAGCCUGGGUGAGCGUCUGAAGGAGCUCCAGACCAGCCAGGAGAGGUCUGCUGCCCAGCUCCUGCAGCUCCAGGCAGCUCUGAAGGACUCCGUGGAGGGCAAGCGGGAGGCGUCUGACCAGCUGCUGCGGGUGCAGAGCUCCCUGUGCGUGCAGGAGGAGGCGUGGCGGCAGGCCCAGCAGGAGAAGAGGAGCCUGGGGGAGGAGCUGGUCAGGCUGAGGGUGGGCCUCCAGAAGGCCGAGGCCGAGGCCAGGAGCCUGCAGGUACAGGAGGGACCCCCCGGGACUGGGACCCCCCCCAGACAGACAGGGGGGAAACGUAACGUCCGGUCACCCCGCCCCCAGGAGCGGCUGCAGGCCUCUGAGGCGGCGGCGGCGGCCGGCCUCCAGCGGCAGCGGGAGGCCCGGGAGGGGGCGGUGGCCCGGGCCGCCCAGCUGGAGGCCGCCCAGCGCGGGGCGGAGGCGGAGCGGCAGCGGGCUGCGGGCCGCGGCGCCGAGCUGGACGGCCAGCUGGGGGCGCUGAGGGGCCGGCUGGCGGAGCGGGGGGAGGAGCUGGCCGCCAGCGAGGAGCGCGGCGCCGCCCUGGAGGAGCGGCUGGCGGCGGCGCUGGCCCGGGCGGAGCUGCAGGAGGCGGGGCUGAGGGAGGAGCUGCGGCGGGCGGAGGGCUCGUUGUCUAGCAACCGCAGGAGCGCCGGCGCCCUGCAGGAAGAGGCGGGGCAGCUGCAGCGGGCGCUGGCCGCCAGCCAGGAGGACCGCAGGGUGCUGCAGGAGCAGCUGGACGCCCUGCGGGACGGCCUCUCGGAGAGCCAGCGGCUGAACCAGGCGCUGACGGAGCGCGCUCACAGCCUGCAGACGGCCCUGGAGACGCAGCAGCUGGAGGCCGCGGAGCGGGAGAAGCAGAGCAGCGCGCUGAAGCAGGCGCUGAAGCGGCAGAAGGAGGCGGGGCUAGAGGCCCACAGCUCCGCCCAGCAGCUUCAGCAGGAGAGGGAGGGGCUCCUGGAGAGGCUGAGAGCCCUCCAGAUCACCGUGGCGACGCUGCAGACGGAGCGCGGCGAGCUGGAGCGGAGCGUCGCACGGCUGGGGAGGGACAAGGCCGCGCUGCGCAAGGCCCUGGAGAAGGCGGAGUUGCAGAGGCUAAGGAGCGAGGAAGAGGUGGUGCUGGGAGGCCAGGAGAAGGAGCGCUUGCUGGAGGCGCUGCGGGCCCUUGAGCGGGACCUGACGGAGAACCAGGUGGAGCUGCAGAGCCUGCAGGCGCGGUACUCUGAGCUUGGCCACGCCCAGUCCCAGCGCCUCCUGGAGGAGACGGCGCGCCACGCCCAGGAGAUGGAGGCGGAGACGGGCCGGCUGCGGGCCGCCGGGCUGCAGGCGGAGCGGGCCCUGGAGAGCCGGGAGAAGGCCCACCGCCAGCGGGUCAAGGGCCUGGAGGGCCAGGUUCUGACGCUGAAGGAACAGCUCGAUGAGGAUGUGAGGCGGCGCCAGGCACGGAGCCACAAGGUCCUGGGGUCCAGACACUGACCCGGCAGCAGGUCCUGGGGUCCAGACACUGACCCGGCAGCAGGUCCUGGGGUCCAAACCGGACAGUCAUCGUUUAUCCCACAAGGUGGGACUUAACACUUAUCCAGCACUAUGCUGGGGUCCACACCCCCAAGGUGCAAGAGUUCAAAUCCAGCUCUUAGCUUCAACCCUGCAAGGUUCUAGCUCUCUAACUCAACUCUAAUCAGAGCUGGGGUCGAAUCCACUAUGGAGCUGGGAUUCGACUCUUUCUCAGUCAAUACAAAAGAUGCUGAUUCAAACCCAACUCCUCACUGUGAUCCCAGAAGGGGCCAUGGGUUCCAACCAUAGAUAUGUAUAGAGCACUAGAUGGCUCGUCUGCGCUGCUGGCCAAUGGAGUCCAACGUCACAACUGGCGGCCAUCUUGCCACAGUCAGCCGCUCACCCAUAGCAUUGUGUUGGUAGUGGUACAUGUACUUUUUAAAUAACCAUAACUUGCUCAAUUUCAAACCGAUUUUCAAACGGUUUGGUUUAUUAUAAACGUCAGAGAUGAGGUUAUGACACUGCAUACUUAUGAAUAAUUAUGUUAGGUUCUAGAAAAAUAGAAUAAUGUUCUAAAAUAGGUACAAGAUUAUAACCAAGAAGAAGAAGAUGGCCGCCUGUGAUGACGUUCUAGACGCCGCCGUAAGACAUCUAGUGUUCUAUCUAAGCUUCCAUAAGUCAUCUUACAGGCUGCUGGGCCCUGAACCAAACUGAUAUGUUCUCAAAUAAGGUGCUGAAGUUCAAGCCCACACAUUCCUUGGGUCCGAACCUGACGUUGUUCCAACAAGGUGCUCGUGUCCAAAGGAACCCAGCUCUCAACUCGUUGGACCCCCUUUGUUCCCUCACAUAUUCAGAUACAGUUGACCAGGGUCCAUACUGUUCUCACAGCCUCUAAAACGGUUUCAGAUAAGAAAUAGAAAUAGAAAUACUGCAUUUUGGUGAUUUCCCCUUGUUUUAACCUAACACACACACACACACACACACACACACACACACACACACACACACACACACACACACACACACACACACACACACACACACACACACACACACACACACACACACACACACACACACACACGCACACACACGCACACACACACUGACACACACACA